CCUUCGCGUUUUUCCCGCAACAAACAAGAUUGGAAGAGUGUUGGAGCGUGGUGGGACUUUCUCAGUCGUCAAAAUGCCGAAAAGAACUUGUCCUUUUCCUGAAACCUUCUCCUCCCAGUACAAAAUACACAUCGGACAACAUGAACUGAACAAUUACGGUGUGUUUGGGAACAAGUACAGGCAAGAAAUCUACGAAAAGACGAAGAACUUGCUUUUUAAUGGUGCUAAGGCUGUGAUGGGCAAAAUAUGGACCGGAGAGGAGAAGUGCACAGACCGUCAGCCAAAUGCACAAGCUGAGACACCUGCCUGCAGUCAGACACUGCUGAGAGGACAGACACUGAUCGGACAUGACGGCAGACUGACGAGAACUAACGCCGCUCAAGGUGCACCAGCGGCUCCUGCAGGCUGCUGUGUGUGUCAGAAGAGUCAGGGGUCCAGGGCACCGUGCUCCCAGUGUGACCGUCCAGUGUGUUCCUCCUGUACCCGACAGUGCUCCAGCUGCUCCAGCCUCUGCUGCUCUGUCUGCACCAUCAUAGAUUACAGCGGACCAUAUGAUGAAGUACUCUGCUGCGGUUGCUCAACGUAAAGGAAGACCAAAGGAGAGAUCAGGAGUUUAUGCUUGAACAUAUUGUAUAUGUAGUUGCCCCACAUGAGAUAUUACUAAGACUGCAUUUUAUACCUGUGAUUUUUUUUUUUUAAUGUGAUCCAAGUGUUAUCUUGUAUAUAUGUAUUGCAUUUCAAAAGUAAAUGAAAUAAACUUGAACGAUUUUGUA
Lates calcarifer (barramundi perch) is the source of this 773-nucleotide messenger RNA. It is a transcript of the gene siva1, whose product is annotated as SIVA1, apoptosis-inducing factor. NCBI's taxonomy places the organism in Eukaryota, Metazoa, Chordata, Actinopteri, Centropomidae. The record is from RefSeq and is a predicted model, not a curated record. Gene Ontology annotation, biological process: extrinsic apoptotic signaling pathway. Bases 74 to 586 code for a protein of 170 amino acids. The transcript has 4 exons. Gene Ontology annotation, molecular function: CD27 receptor binding.